Messenger RNA from Tribolium castaneum (red flour beetle), 819 nucleotides. It is a transcript of the gene sel, whose product is annotated as seele. Bases 217 to 756 code for a protein of 179 amino acids. Gene Ontology annotation, cellular component: endoplasmic reticulum. Lineage: Eukaryota; Metazoa; Arthropoda; Insecta; Coleoptera; Tenebrionidae. The transcript has 3 exons. The record is from RefSeq and is a predicted model, not a curated record.
UUCGGUUCAAAUAAUUUUCAUUACGGGAAAUACCAUUGGAGCAAAUACUAUCAGCCAUCACUAUCAGCAUAAGCCCAAUUUAGCCAAUCAGAAGGUAGAAACGUGUCAUUAGAAAAUUAUGAACGUCAACCAGUUUUAUUUUGAAGAAAGCGAGCCGCGAAAAUAUUAUUCUUGCCAGUUUAUUCCGAAAAAGUGCAAAAUUGUUCUGACAAUAAGAUGAAAAUAACGCUAGUUCUAGUAACACUCUUUUUUUACAACACAAAAGCACAAAAAAUUGAUGCUCAAGAGUUGAGGUGUUUAGUUUGUAAAGUUAGUUUAGACGAAUUACACAAAGCUGUGAAUAAAAUCGAUCCAACCAAAACCGUCGACGUUGGGGGUUAUAGACUGGACUCUGAUGGCAAUUAUCGACACAAAUCAGUUUCUCAAGCCAAGUCUGAGGUUCAUUUAUCCGAAAUGAUCGAAGAUAUUUGUACGAAAAUGGACGAUUAUGUAAGGGCGACGUGGAAAUCGAACGGAACUUUAACUUUGUUGAAAUUAAUUACCGAAGAUGGGAAAAUGAAUAACGACAUGUCUGAAGUGAAUUUAAUUCAAGAUGACGAUUUAAACAAAAGUUUGAAAUAUUACUGUGAGGGCAUUAUGGAAGAAAUGGAAGAAAAUAUUAUCAAACACUUCCAAAGUGGAACAGAGGACGUAGACAAAAAGGUGUGUGUUGAAGAAUCGGCCAUUUGUGGGAAGAAAAUUAAUGAAGAAUUGUGAUUUAUGCUAGUUAAGGCUUCCAUGUUAACAUAUUUAUUCUUUUAAUAAAAAAUCAAAAUGAAA